Molecule: messenger RNA, 3477 nt
Organism: Aethina tumida (small hive beetle)
Lineage: Eukaryota; Metazoa; Arthropoda; Insecta; Coleoptera; Nitidulidae
Gene: Cip4
Product: formin-binding protein 1-like
Exons: 12
Coding region: 125-2002 (625 amino acids)
Biological process (GO): signal transduction
Molecular function (GO): protein binding
Source: RefSeq, a predicted model, not a curated record
GUUAGUUGAUUUUAUGAAACCAGCCAUGUUGGGCAGUGACAGAUUAUUUAGUGUAUAUACGUGAAGGUUUUAUUUAAAAAAUAUUGUUUUGUGUGCUGUUCAGUGACUUAUUAUUGGAUUAAUCAUGUCGACCAUUGUGGAAACUAUGAACUGGGGCACAGAACUUUGGGAUCAAUACGAUAAUCUAUCGCUGCACACACUGAAAGGCAUCGAUUUUUUAGAGAAGUUUGGUCACUUCGUCAAGGAUCGAGCGUUAAUAGAGUCCGAAUAUGCAACCAAAUUAAGGAGACUAGUGAAGAGUUACCAACCGAAGAAGAAGGAGGAGGAGGAAUAUCAAUACACACCAUGCCGAGCUUUCAAAGCUUUAAUGAACGAAAUAAACGACUUGGCCGGACAACACGAAGUGGUCGCCGAAGACUUACAAGCCAACGUAAUCAGAGAACUGACGGCAUUAGUCAAAGAUCUUCGUGAAGAACGAAAAAAACACCUGCAAGAAGGCCAGAGGUUAUCGCAAUCGUUACAACUGCAAAUAGAGUAUUUACAUAGGGCGAAAAAGGCAUACGACAAAGCGUUCAGGGAGUCGGAGAAGGCACUGGACAGUUUUCAGAAAGCCGACGCCGACCUUAAUUUAUCGCGGGCGGAAGUCGAGAAGCAACGAUCGAACCUGUCGCACAAAUCCCAAGUCUGUGAUGCCGCCAAAAACGAAUACGCCGUACAGUUGCAGAGGACGAACGAACUGCAGAAGGAACACUUCAACGUCAGUUUGCCGGAGGUGUUCCGGAGCCUGCAGGAAUUGGACGAGAAACGGAUAAGGAACAUCAAGAACUUCAUCAGGAGCUCGGUGGAUAUUGAACGGAACGUUUUCCCGAUAAUCAACAAAUGUUUGGACGGUAUACUAAAGGCUGGCGAAAUAAUUAACGAGAAAGAAGACACAAUGUUAGUCAUAGAGCGAUACAAAUCGGGUUUCAAUCCACCGGAAGAUUUCCCCUUCGAAGACCUGUCAAAAGGCAAUAGUGAUUCCGGUAGUGCAAACAAUAUAAACAAUAUAGCUCAAAGUGGGAAAUUGAAGGAUGGUGGCUACACGGUGAAAGGAACAAUCACCGGCAAAGCGUUGAAGAAACGCGGUGGUAUUUUCCAAAUAUUUGGAAGUCGAGGGCUUUCAGAAGUCUGUAUGGCGAUAAAGAACGCUGCAAUUUCUGAUGGAAAGGAGGACUUAAGCGACCUGCCACCAAACCAGAGGCGGAAAAAGCUGCAACUUAAAAUCGAGGAACUGAAAGCCAAAGUUGCACAAGAAACUGCGGCUCGAGAUGGACUGAUGAAAAUGAAAACGGUUUAUGAGGCAAAUCCGGCCCUUGGUGAUCCCAUGUCGAUAGAAGGUCAAUUGAACGAGUGCUACCAACGAUUGGACAAAUUCCAAAAUGAAUUAAAACGCCAUCAGGGGUACUACGAAGAGGCGGUGAAAAGCAUUCAAACGGGUGGCGGCACGAACAACGGCCAGAACAAUUCGCUGACAAACUCACCGCGGCUCACGAAUGGCGGCGCCCCCCAUCACAGGAACUCGGGAGGCAGCGCUGGCGAGGAGGAGUCGUUGAGCAGGUCGGCGAGCGACACUAGCGUUACGAAUCCCACGCUCAACCAUAACAAACAGUCUGCACCCGGCACGCCUCAGCUUAACAACCACGGUUGUUCCAAUAGCCCAGAAAGUGGACUGGGCACUUCGCACACGUCUUUGCCCGGGUCCGAUCAGUACGACGGACACGGGGCAGAUCCGGAAAGCGAAUACUACGAGGCCGACAUGCUACCAGCGAUAGGAACCUGCAAAGCACUUUAUCCCUUCGAAGCUACCAGUGAGGGUAGUAUACCGAUGGAACAGGACGAAGAACUACAUUUAAUAGAACUAGAUCAAGGUGAUGGAUGGACAAGAGUAAGAAGAAUAAAUGGGGAAAACGAAGAAGGCUUCGUUCCAACUUCGUAUAUCGAAACAACUCUAUACAAUACUUAAGUGUAACUUCAAGUCGGAAGUUGGAGGACUCUUACUACAGAGAUAUACAUAUAUUUUUAAUAUUAUUUUUGCAAUGCAAACUUAGGUUCUCCUUUUUGUUUAAAAUUGUUCACAUAUUGCUCAGUAAGAAACAUAACUUGUGAUCAAAUAGGUUGAAUGUGAGUAGGGAAGCUCUGAAUUUAGUCGUGCAAGUUAUGCAAUGUAUUUUCAUUUUACUUAAUCGCAUUUAUUGGAAAGUUGAGUAGAAGGGAAAUAUUAGUCAUUUACUGGGUAGAGCAAUUGUUAUAUAAACUGGUUUACUGACAAUUAGAACAAGCACAUAAGAUCAAAGUAUAACGUUAACGUCCAUAUAAUAAUGUACUGCUUAUGCGACAUAUAUUAAAUUAAUAUUUCGCUUAGCACAAUUGACUUUCGUUCAAUAUUUGUUGCUGCUAUUAUUGUUGCAAUGUUUUAUACACAAGUCUGUAAAUUUUCAUAGGUAACUUGUCUCGUCUUUGACAAUUUAUUGUUUAUGAUGGGCAGUAUACUAGUUAUUUUUGUGUAUAUGCUCAUUCUAUUACUACUAAUAUAGGAUAUUCAUAUUAUAUAAUGUAAAAUAUUAGAAAUAGUUUUAAAUUUUAUAAAUAUUUAGUUUUUAUAUAGUUUCAAAUUAUUACUUUUUAAAUGAAUUAUACUCACCACUUCUCCUUUAUACGAGUAUUUGUUGGUGUGACACCAGUCUUGUGCUAAAUUCUGGACUGUGAUUGUGCAUCUCAAACAGGCUUACUUGGGAUGUUAAAUCAGCCCCCAAUAAGCACUAAUUCUUGUGUGUGGCAAAUACAGUCAAAAUGGACAUUUUUCUCCAUUUAAGUUUUCAACUGUUGAUGUAAAUAUAUAUUUUUUACUCGAUAGUAACUUGUGAUCAUCUAAUAGAAAUAGAUACAUAUUAUUUAUACAUAUAUAUUUUUAUUAUUUAAAAAUUAUUUUUGUUGUUGAAUUCAAAUCGGUGAACCUUUAUUUCAUUCAUGGUAAUGUUCAAAAUUUAUUUUGCGAAUUAUACAAAAAAUAAAUUUUGCUCAGGCUUCUAUGUGCUUUUAAGGACGAUUAUUGUAAAAAAGAAAUAUAUAUAUUACGUAACACGUACGCAUAUAUGUAUGUAUUGUGUCGAUAUACUUUAAUGUUUAUCAUCUUCAUCAUAUCAUUCUAUUAUUUAGGAUCAGUUACAGAUAGUUCCCUGUCAUUAGCUAAAAAUUAGUUGAGAAAAGGGAAUUCUCUGAAUGCAUGUGGUUGUGAAUAGUUUUUCAUGCAUAUCAUCUCAUAUUCAUCUGCUUUAGGUGGUUCAUUUGUCUGAAAUAUAUAUGUUUACUUUUGUCCUUAAAAGUUCAUUUUCAAUGUAUAAUGAAAUUUAUUUAAGUGUAUGUCAAUUCAAAUUAAUUAUUUAAAAUAUUUGUAUAUGACUGAUCCUUGUAUUAUAAAUAAAAAUAGUAAAUACCUUA